GAAUGUGUUGGCAUAAUCUACUCGCGUGUAGUGCUAUGAGGUGCGACGUGACUGUGAUCCUAAUCCUCGAGCUGCUGGUCGGCCUCAGCUCCACCGCUGCACGUUUAUCGCGCGUGUUGCCCUUCGACGAAGGGGAUCAGGGCGUGCCCGUGUUCGGGGACUGCGAGUUUCGAGUCAAUGGCGAUCUCAAUGAUCCAGCGCCGCUUCUGGCGCGACAUAACUAUUUCGAGAUCAUCGUGCCGGACCCUACGGACACAGUGCGUCUUCAAAAUGGUGAACUGCUGGAUAUGUUCUGCCCUGGCGCUGGCUUUGCGGCACCCUUUCAAACGCGGACCCAGUUGACUGCGCAGUGCCUGCAGAAAAAGUAUUUUCUGGUCGAUGGCCUGGUCUAUCCCUUUGCCAACUUCAGCUGCGCGGCCUGGCCGACCUUCUCGGCGCUGCGCACUGGUCGGCAGUGCAACGGUGGCACGGAUCUGGUCAAAGUUGGCUUCCAGUUGGAGGACGACGGAUUCCUGCAAACCUUCGAUGUGUGCCAUGACGAGGACUCCGAGGCCACACGCUAUGUACACCAUGUGCUGUACCCCUCCAGCUACGACUAUCAGCACGGUGUGGCGCGACCGAAUUUUAUUACUCUGGACUUCUACAAAGGCCGAGAUGUCAAUAAAAAGUACACGCAAGUAGAGCAGAAUAUCACUAUAAGCAACAUUCUGGGCCUUGAUGCCAGCCCAUACUUCAACUAUAGCGACGAUCGGAUAUUGGCUCGCGGCCACUUGAUUGCGAAAACGGAUCAGAUCUUUGGCGCGGCCCAAAUGUCCACUUUCAUCUUCAUCAAUGUGGCCCCUCAGUGGCAGAGCUUCAAUGGCGGUAACUGGGAGCGUGUCGAAUCGAGCGUUCGCAAAUUUGUUGCCGAUCAGAAUUUGACUGUUGACUGCUAUACCGGAACCUGGGGAGUGUCCACGCUGCCCGACUUCGAGGGCAUCGAGCGUGAGCUCUACCUGGACUUCGAUGAAAAUAACAAUGGCCUGAUACCAGUUCCCAAACUGUAUUUCCGCGUCAUCAUUGAUCGUGCUAGUCGAGAGGGCAUCGUCCUGGUGGGUGUCAACAAUCCCUAUGUCACCUUGGAACAAAUUCAAAGUGAAUAUAUUUUGUGCGAGGAUGUUGGACAUCGGCUGAGGUGGGUUUCCUGGAUUAAGGAGGAUCUACAUGAGGGCUAUUCGUAUGCGUGCUCUGUGGAGGACUUCACGGAAGUGGUGAAGGACUUGCCCCUUGAUGAUCUGCACACCACUGGUAUCCUUGGCUUAGAUAAAGAUACCACCAGCGAUGCACCAACCACUGUUAGCACGACUGAAGUGCCUUCUCCAACGGCACCUGAGACCACCACUGAGAUCCCCACGACUGCUGAGAGCACUUCAGAUAUUCCAACUGAAUUGCCAACGACACUUGAGAGCUCCACAGAUAUUCCUAGCACGAUUUCUACUACCAGCACCACUGAACUACCGUCGACUACUUCUGAGAGUACUAGUGAUAUUCCUAGCACGAUUUCUACUACCAGCACCACUGAACCUAGCACGAUUUCUACUACCAGCACCACUGAACUCCCGUCGACUACUUCUGAGAGCACUAGUGAUAUUCCUAGCACGAUUUCUACUACCAGCACCACUGAACUACCGUCGACUACUUCUGAGAGCACUACUGAUAUUCCUAGCACGAUUUCCACUACCAGCACCACUGAGCUGCCACCUACAACAACAUCUGAGAGCACUACCGGGUCCUCCAGCACAGCAUCCAGUUCAACAGCAACAACACCCAGUCCAACUGCCACACCGCAGCCCGAUCAAUGCUACUUCAGCACCAACGGAGAUCUCACAGAUCCUGCCCCACUGCUCACGCCGGAGGGUGCACUGAGCUGGCUUUUGCCGGAUGAAUCGGGUAUUUACACGGUGGAUGAUGGAUCGAGCAUUGAUUUGCACUGCACCGCUGCACUGGCCAUUCCAUUCAAUCGAUAUACCGCGCUGACGGCCCGCUGUGUGGGCGACCAGAUGUAUGAGGCGGAGGGCCAGAGGGUAGCGAUAGGGGAAUUCAGCUGUCAAACGUGGCCCAGCUACGAGGCCGUUCGCACUGGAGUCUCGUGUGAGGGCGGCACUGAGCUACUGCAGAUUGGCUUUAACGUGGCUGCCGGGAUGUUGCCGCAGCUGGAACUGUGCUACGACGAGAGUGCACAGAUCACACGCUACGCUCGCUACGAGCUGACGCCGGCCAAUGUUGCCUAUCAGCAGAACGUGGCACAGCCCGGGUAUCUGCGGGCCGGCUUCUAUGCGGGCAAGGACGUGAACGUGCUCUACAGCCUGUCGCAUCAGCACGAGAUGCUUGGUGAAACUCUUGGCUUGAAUGCCAGCCAGUACCUGGACAGCAGCCGCGACCUGUACCUCGCGCGGGGUCAUCUCGCUGCGCGUCAAGACUUUGUGCAUGGCUCGGCGCAGCGUGCGACGCACUUUUAUGUGAAUGUGGUGCCCCAGUGGCGCAGCAUCACCAUAGGCAACUGGCUGGCCGUGGAGCGCAGUCUGCGCCAAUUCGUGGCCAACGAGGCGAUCAACGUGAGCGUGCAUGCAGGCAGCUGGGGCGUAGCCACACUGCCGAAUGCCGAGGGCAAACAAACGCCGAUCUAUUUAAAUGCCGACACGCAGCAGCUGCCGGUGCCUCGACUGGUGUAUCGCAUUGUCAUUGACCAGGAGAGCCGCAGGGGCAUUGCCCUAGUGGUGGCAAACGAUCCACAUGCCAGCCUUGACGAAAUCUUGCGGGAUUAUGUCGUCUGUGAGGAUGUGGGUGCGCAGCUGGAUUGGCUGGACUGGGAAAAGGCCAACAUUGAGAAGGGCUAUGCCUACGCGUGCUCUGUGGAAGAUUUCACUGAAGUGGUCAAAGAUCUGCCACUCGAUCAACUGGAUACGACUGGGCUGCUUGGGCUGCCGGACGAGCAAUCACAACAGCUGUGCAGCUUCCGCGUGAAUGGCGAUCUCAAAGACCCAGCUCCGCUGUUUGUGCUACGCGACGAACGCGGCUCGGCACAAUACUUGGAGCCCGAUCCACAAGGUGCGGUGGAACUGCAGCGUGGCCAGGCAAUAGAGCUGCACUGCAGCGGCCCAAAGUCAUUUCAAGGACACUUCGCCGGAUACUCUCAACUAAAUGCCAGUUGCUGGCAAGAAGAAAAUUUCUUGGUGCUGGGCAAAGUCCACCACAUCAGCGACUUUGUGUGCACCUCGUGGCCCGCCUACACGGCUCGACGCACGAACCGUGAGUGCAAUGGAGGAACCAAUCUUCUGGAAGUUGGCUUUCAGCUCGCCAACGAUGACAGCCACGAUGACUUCCUGCAAACCUACGAUGUGUGCCACGAUGAGCUGGCGGAGGUAACACGCUAUGUGCAUCAUGUGCUGACGCCCAGCAGCGCCCAGUAUCAGCGCUCAGUGAGCCGGCCUAGCUUCAUCACGGGCGACUUCUAUGGCGGCAAGGACGUCAAUCAGAAGUAUACGCAGGUGCAACAGAACAUCACAAUCAGCGGAAUUCUGGGCAUGGAUGCCUCACAAUACUUCGAUAUCGGCAGCAACGUGUAUCUGGCCAGGGGUCAUCUAUCCGCCAAGACCGACUUCAUAUUUGGCGCCGCGCAGCAGGCGAGCUUCUUCUUUGUGAAUGCCGCACCCCAGUGGCAGACCUUCAAUGCGGGCAACUGGGAGCGCAUUGAGGAUAGCGUGCGAAAAUUUGUGGCUGCUGAAAAUAUAACCGUCGAUUGCUACACUGGCACGUGGGGUGUGUCCACGCUGCCAGAUGCAGAAGGCGUGCCCCAAGAGCUCUACCUAGACUUCGAUGAGAACAGCAAUGGGCUGAUACCAGUGCCCAAGCUCUACUUCCGCGUGAUUAUCGAUCGGGAUAGCCGCAGGGGCAUUGUGCUGCUGGGCGUUAACAAUCCACACAUUGGCAUGGAAGAGAUUGAGGAGGACUAUAUUAUCUGUCCUGAUAUCGGCGAUCAAAUCAACUGGAUAAGUUGGACAAGGAAGGACUUACAGAAGGGCUACUCGUAUGCCUGCACUGUGGAAGACUUUAUAGAAACUGUUCAAGACUUGCCAUUGGACGAUCUGCAAACGAAUGGCGUUCUAGGUGUUUCGGCGUAACGCUAAUCACCACACUCUAUACUAUCUAAUAGUCUAAUCAAACUAACUAAGCAUACAAUAAAUUAUUAUAAAAAUUAAUAACUG
Molecule: messenger RNA, 4244 nt
Organism: Drosophila navojoa
Lineage: Eukaryota; Metazoa; Arthropoda; Insecta; Diptera; Drosophilidae
Biological process (GO): apoptotic DNA fragmentation
Cellular component (GO): mitochondrial inner membrane; nucleus
Molecular function (GO): single-stranded DNA endonuclease activity; RNA endonuclease activity; nucleic acid binding
Source: RefSeq, a predicted model, not a curated record